This is a messenger RNA of Metopolophium dirhodum (rose-grain aphid), 1929 nucleotides long. RefSeq lists its product as uncharacterized. NCBI's taxonomy places the organism in Eukaryota, Metazoa, Arthropoda, Insecta, Hemiptera, Aphididae. Gene Ontology annotation, molecular function: RNA binding. The record is from RefSeq and is a predicted model, not a curated record. The transcript is spliced from 12 exons. Bases 1 to 1929 code for a protein of 642 amino acids. Gene Ontology annotation, cellular component: ribonucleoprotein complex.
AUGGAUUAUUCAUUAAUUGAAAUUAAAUUGCGUCGAUUUAUAUACUUGGGUCAUACAAGUUCAAUUUAUGUACACCCAACUUACCAAAGAACAUUCUGGAAAGAUGAAAAAGACAGUUAUGAAUUUCAAGGUAUACAAUUGAUUCAAAAGAUUAUUGAAAAAAAUAAAACUGAAGAUAUUAAUUCUAUCAUUCCAAUAAUCUUAAAGAUAGAAAAAGAGAAUAAACUUCAAAAUUAUGAGUAUUUAAUGUAUAUAUUGGCUGUAUGUGUAAAAUUUAAAAAAGAUGAGUGUCAAAAAAUGAUAACUGAUGCUUAUGCAGCUGUUAAAAUCAUUUGUACAGAUGGAUUUAAAUUAUUGAUGUUCUAUGUAUUUUGUAAAACUGCUGCUAAGAUUCUCCACAAACAAGGAUAUAUACCUAAGAAAUCUUUAGGUUAUGGUAAUGGUGCUCGAAAGUUAUUCACAAAAUGGUAUCUCGAUAAAAAUCCAUUGGAGACAAUUUCAUCAAUAAUAAGACUAAAGAUAUUUCGUGGUGUUAGUCACAAACAUAUUAUGAAUACAAUUCAUCUCAGUUCAAAAGACCCAAGUCAUAUGAUUUAUAUUCUGUUUAUACGAUUUGGUAUAACCCAAAUGGAAGAAAUAUAUGGACAAAAAAUGCAGAAAGUAAAAGUCAUUGAAGGGAGAUCAUUAGUGGAACAACUGUGUAUUUACAACUAUAUUAGAUUAGUGCAUCGUAUAGAUUUUGAAGAAGAAAGUAAAAAAAUAGCUGAUUUGAAAUGGAAUAUUUUGGGGAAAGACUUUCAUCGAUUAUAUCCAAAAAUGCUACACAGUACAAAAGUUUUAACUUCUUUUGUUUGGCAUUUACCACUGACAACAUUAUUAGAGAAUACUUACUCCUUUCAUCGCCAUGGCUUAUUUAAAAAUUUAUGGGGUAAUCACGGCUGUAUGGAAUUUAUAUUGCGCUUCAAAGAUCGUAUAGCAGUAAAACAAGCUGGAAUACAUCCAAUAGACUCAUAUUUAGAAUAUUUAAAAUAUCAGCGAUAUGGCGCUGUGGUUAGCACAAUUAAAAGAAAAAAAGAAAACAAUCAAAAUAUGUUCUUUGUCACACCUGAGCUUGAAUCAAAUGUGGUUAGCGCUGUUAAAACAAAAAAAGAAUACAAUGAAAAUAUGUUCUUUGUCACACCUGAGCUUGAACCAAAGUUUUCUGAUAAUAUCAAGCUAAGAAUGAAAAAUGGUAAAAAUGAACUUAAAAAAAGUUGUAAAACGUUUCACAAUAAUAGUCAUCUAUUUUUUAUGAAGCCAAUUCCAUCUCCUGCAGAAGAACUACAAAAAUUUUUAUCAUUUAGUUUGGUGAAAAAAACUUUAAAAAACUUAAAACCAUCAGGUCGUCGGUUACUUAUAGCUUAUGAUAAUCGAAGAUCUAUGGAGUCACUUAAUUGUCAAUAUAUGCAUGUGAAAUUUGUCAAAGUCAUUGAUGCUAUCGUGUUGAUGAUACAGUCAAUAAUUCACCAGGAGAAAUCAAACAAACCAAUGAUAUGCGCAUUAUUUGAUCCAGUUCAUCGAUUUAAAUUUAUUAAUAUUGACUAUCGUCCACAAUUAACAACAAAAUACAUUCAAAAUUGUUUGUUCAAAAAGUCCGUCAAAAUACAUAACGAUUGUCAAGGUAAUAGACCAUUAAAAACCAUUGAUUGGGCUGGAACACACGGAAAAAAACUUGAUGUGUUUCUGUUUCUGGGAACUGCUGGAAUGAAUUUAAAAUAUAUAAAAAAAACCAAAAAAAGAUAUGAAGCAUUUUCAAAUUCAAAAAUUAAGAUUAUUAUUUGUUGUCUAAACGGACAACAUUCUGAACAAAGAAAUAUUAGUCGUGAUGAGUUUUAUCCAACUUCAGCAGUUUCUAUUUCAAAAACCAAACUAACUGAAUAUCAGAGAUAA